AUGAUUGUGAACCCUGGACCGAACGAUGAUCUACCCUCAAUUUUGCAUCAUGCAAAACCUCCUCCUAUAGCUCCUCCUGUUCCUUCUUCCUCCUUGCUAAAAUCCGAAUCCUCCAUAUCUUCCGGUCGAAAAUUCCUACCUGAAUUGGAGUGCAUGAUUAUUGACGAGCUCGCUUCAUCCAGCUUGACCAAUCUUCGAAAAAAGGAUGUUGGGGAUACGGCUAAACUGCUCUUGGGACCUACCCCAUCAUACCUCGAUUCAAGAGAUGAACUCUUUAAGAGAAGAAGAAUGAAGAGGUUCAAAACUAUCUGCGCAUCGAUCGUAUAUUUGAGACUCAGGGACGAGAGAGGUGGUCAAGCAUUAGUAUUUUCGUUAUAUUACGCUGGACCCUCCGCUUCAAGCUUAUUGCCUAAUUUGAGAUAUCUCAUAUUAGGUAAUAGGUUUAUAUCAUGUUCGAGCUUUCUCAGUCUACCCUCUGAAAAGAAGAACGAUUAUGGAUACAAAGCUUUAUGGUUAAUCAGUAAGAAUGUCAAUCCUGAACAUGUCUGUAUGACAAUGGAAAGAAAAUGGAUUUCCCCUGCGCGAUAUCGAUUCGGUUUACAACAUCUCGUAUGGCUAUUUGAAUAUUUCGAUCAAGUUGGGAGUCUAACUCAACAAUUGGAUAGUGGUAAGAAACUCGUCGAAGUGGUUUAUGGGAAACCAGGACUCAGAGAUAGGCUACAAGGGUUUCCAACCAACUCUUUUACUCCCAUCAACGCCAGGAUGAUAGCUUCGAAGGAGGCGACACAAUGUGUGUGCUGUGGGAAAAGACAGAGAUAG
Molecule: messenger RNA, 819 nt
Organism: Kwoniella botswanensis
Lineage: Eukaryota; Fungi; Basidiomycota; Tremellomycetes; Tremellales; Cryptococcaceae
Exons: 3
Coding region: 1-819 (272 amino acids)
Source: RefSeq, a predicted model, not a curated record